UCCUUUGAAAAAUGGCGUCUCGAUUAUCUUCUUCAACCAUUUUCUCACUCUUCUUGGUCUCAUCAGCGUUUCUCUCAAACGCAAACGCGGAAUCCGAACGCGGUUUCACCGUCGACCUCAUCCACCGCGAUUCCCCCAAAUCGCCGUUUUACAAUCCCGCGGAGGCCCCAUCGCAGCGUUUGAGGAACGCGUUACGUAGAUCAGCGGACCGCGCGGUCCAUUUCGCCCGUUCGGAUGGUUUGUCACCAAACACGCCUGUAUCUGAGAUAACGUCAAACCGAGGCGAGUAUCUGAUGAACAUCUCGAUCGGGUCGCCGCCUUUCCCGAUAAUGGCGAUCGCCGACACGGGGAGCGACCUGAUCUGGACGCAGUGCAAACCCUGUGAAGAUUGCUACUCGCAAGACGCUCCUCUCUUCGAUCCAGAACGCUCGUCCACGUACAAAAAGGUUUCUUGCAGCUCAAGGCAAUGCCAAGCCACAGAAAGAACCAGUUGCAUUGGCGGUACUUGCCAAUACUCUAUCUCGUACGGUGACCGGUCUCACUCCAUCGGCCAUAUCGCAGUCGACACCGUCACGCUCGGGUCCACGGACAGCCGCCCCGUGGCUCUUAAAAACACUGUCAUCGGGUGCGGCCACGACAAUGCAGGAACGUUCAACGAGAAGAGUUCAGGGAUCAUCGGACUCGGAGGAGGCUCAGUUUCGCUGAUUAGACAACUCGGCGACUCGAUCGAUGGGAAAUUCUCGUACUGUUUGGUCCCUCUGUCGUCGAAAUCCGACGGGACCAGCAAGAUGAACUUCGGUUCCAAAGCUGUAGUGUCGGGCACUGGAACCGUCUCUACCCCAAUCGUCAAGAAAGAACCGGACACAUUCUACUAUCUGACACUCGAAGCUAUUACCGUGGGAAGCAAGAAACUCGAUUUCGACAGCUCGGGUCUUGGAACCGAAGAAGGUAACAUAAUCAUCGACUCGGGCACAACACUAACGUUGUUGCCGUCCAGUUUUUACUCCGAACUCGAGUCGACUGUUGCAUCGAUGGUGGAUGCGGAGCGAACGUCGGAUCCAGGAAAAUUUUUGAGUCUGUGCUACCAAUUGAGUUCCGAUCUCAAAGUUCCGACAAUCACAAUGAACUUCAAAGGGGCAGAUGUGAAGCUCGACCCCUCGAAUUACUUCGUGCUGGUCGCAGAAGGCGUCGUUUGCCUCGCCUUCGCCGGAAACGACAACUUUUCUAUCUACGGCAACUUGUCUCAGAUGGACUUCCUUGUCGGAUACGACAGCGUUUCGCAGAAGGUGUCCUUCAAGCCAACCGAUUGUGCUAAGAUGUAAAAGGAGGAGGAGGAAUUAUCUGUCAUAUGAUGCUUUCAUCUCUUUUCUUGUGGGUUCGUUUUCUUGAUUGUUCGUUCAUAUGUAUUUGGCUUGAUUUUCAGUAAUAAAAUUUAUAUUAUAAGUA
This is a messenger RNA of Tarenaya hassleriana, 1446 nucleotides long. RefSeq names its product aspartic proteinase CDR1-like. The coding region runs from base 12 to 1322 and encodes 436 amino acids. Gene Ontology annotation, molecular function: aspartic-type endopeptidase activity. The transcript has a single exon. Lineage: Eukaryota; Viridiplantae; Streptophyta; Magnoliopsida; Brassicales; Cleomaceae. The record is from RefSeq and is a predicted model, not a curated record. Gene Ontology annotation, biological process: proteolysis. Gene Ontology annotation, cellular component: extracellular region.